Messenger RNA from Anarrhichthys ocellatus (wolf-eel), 4902 nucleotides. It is a transcript of the gene atg9b, whose product is annotated as autophagy related 9B. The record is from RefSeq and is a predicted model, not a curated record. Gene Ontology annotation, biological process: reticulophagy; piecemeal microautophagy of the nucleus; protein localization to phagophore assembly site. The transcript is spliced from 13 exons. Lineage: Eukaryota; Metazoa; Chordata; Actinopteri; Perciformes; Anarhichadidae. Bases 569 to 2998 code for a protein of 809 amino acids. Gene Ontology annotation, cellular component: autophagosome; phagophore assembly site.
UUGGUGAAAGACAAAAACAGUGGACACACACACACACUGGAUGGUGUAUUUUGGGAAAUCAACUAACGGACCUCGCGACAAACGGAAGACCAGCGUACAGUUAGGGAUUUCAACAUAGCCGCGUGCGUUAAAAACGAGCUCUGGUCAAGGUUGGACUCAAAGAAAGAAGAUCCAAACAUCAGCAGACAGACGGACCAGGACAAAACAAACCAUGAGUGGCUGAAUCAUUCACAGGCUAACCAGCCAUCAGUUGAGUUAGGUUGUGAUCUCUAAAUACGGCAACUAACCAACAGUUAGUCUGCCGAAGAUCCAUAUACUUUAUUCUUAACUGCCACUCAGUAUUUGUGUUCCUGUGGUAGUGUAGUGUUACACGAGCGGUGACCGUUAGACUAGCAAGUUAGCAAGCUAGCUGUAAGCUAACGUUAUCCUUAUUUCAACUGCUUGAGCUGUUGGAGGAGCUAAUAUCUACAGAAUGUAGCUUGGGCUACGAGACUGCAUUCGUUUCAUAUACAGUGUUUACUACAAGUUGCUCGUCAGUUUAGGAGUGGCCAUAAGAAUGUGAAGCGCAAUGGCCAACUUUGAAGCUUACCAGGAGUACCAGAGAAUUGAGGACUUUGAGGAGGACUCGCCACCAGGGGAGGACGAUUUACUGGUGCACGUGCCAGAAGGCCUAAAAGAAUCAUGGCACCAUAUCAAGAACCUGGAUAACUUCUUCAAAAGGAUCUAUCAUUUCCAUCAAAAGAAUGGCUUCGCUUGUAUGAUGAUAUCGGAGUUCUUCGAACUUAUUCAGUUAUUGUUUGUUGUCAUGUUCACAACGUUCCUCGUCAACUGUGUGGAGUACGAUGUCCUGUUUGCCAACCGAGUGGUCAACCACACCGGCCCGGGCCAGAACCCCUUGGACAGAAACAAGGUCACUCUUCCAGAUGCCAUCCUCCCCAGUGAGCAGUGCACUCAGAGGAUCCAAGAGAACAGUUGGAUCAUAUUCCUUCUCAUCAUGGCAGCCAUCUUCUGGCUCUAUCGACUUGUCAAAGUCUUUUGCAAUGUUCUUAGCUACUGGGAGAUCAGGCAGUUCUACAUCAAAGCCCUGAAGAUCAGAAUGGAUGAACUAUGCAACUUCACGUGGCAGGAAGUCCAGGACCGGCUCAUCAGCCUGCAGCGAGAGCAGCAAAUGUGCAUACACAAGAAAGAGCUGACUGAACUGGAUAUCUAUCACCGCAUCCUGCGGUUCAAGAACUACAUGGUGGCCAUGAUAAACAAAUCGCUGCUGCCGGUGCAGCUGCAGCUCCCCCUGCUGGGCAACGUGGUGUUCCUCACCCAGGGCCUCAAGUACAACUUUGAGCUCAUUCUCUUCUGGGGCCCCGGCUCUCUGUUUCAGAACAAGUGGAACCUGCACCCCAAGUACAAGCGGAACGGGAACCGCCUGGAGCUGGCGCAGCAGCUCAGUAGAGUCAUCCUGCUGAUGGGUUUGGCCAACUUGGUGCUGUGCCCCUUCAUCCUGGUGUGGCAGGUGCUCUACGCUUUCUUCAGCUAUACCGAAGUGAUCCGCAGAGAACCCGGAAGCCUGGGGGCGCGACGCUGGUCCCUGUUUGGGCGUUUAUACCUGCGGCACUUCAAUGAGCUGGACCACGAGCUGCAUGGGCGUUUAGGCCGGGGCUACAAACCCACGUCCAAGUACAUGAACUCCUUUACGUCGCCAGUGCUGACCGUGCUGGCUAAGAACUUGGCCUUCUUCUCGGGCUCAAUCCUGGCCGUGCUCAUUGCACUGACGGUGUAUGACGAGGAUGUUCUGACAGUGCAGCACAUUCUGACCGCGAUCACUGUGCUGGGAGUGGUCAUCACUAUCACCAGGUCCUUCAUCCCAGAUGAGCAUAUGGUGUGGUGUCCAGAGCAGCUGCUGCAGUGUAUGCUGGCACACAUUCACUACAUGCCAGACCACUGGAGGGGCAAUGCUAACAAGAGCGAGACCCGUGACGAGGUGGCGCAGCUGUUCCAGUACAAAGCGGUGUUCAUUUUGGAGGAGUUGCUCAGUCCAAUCGUCACGCCCUUCAUUCUCAUCUUCCACCUGAGGAAUAAGUCUCUAGAGAUCAUUGACUUCUUCAGGAACUUCACUGUCGAAGUGGUCGGAGUCGGAGACAUCUGUUCCUUUGCGCAGAUGGACAUUAGACGGCACGGAAACCCAACAUGGUUGUCAGAGGGCCAGACGGAGGCCUCCAUAUACCAACAAGCCGAAAAUGGCAAGACAGAGUUGUCACUUAUGCAUUUCACCAUUAAGAACCCGCGCUGGCAGCCGCCUCAGGAGAGCUCGGUGUUCAUCAGCCAUCUGAAGGAGAAGGUGCAGCACGAUGCACAGGGCGGGCCCUCCACCCAGCUGCUGCUCUCCGAGGCGCCGCUCUGCACUUCACUGCAGUCCAACGAGCCCUGCACCGGGCCUGAUAAUCUGUUGGCCAGCGUCCUGGCUCACCCAAUCCUCACCGCGUCUGGACUACAGGGGCGAGACCAUCGCUUCAUCCCGCCGAGCACCGCUGCUUCUGCUGCUGCCAGCGUCCUGGCCUCUCUGUCCACCUCUCAGCUCCCGCACAGCAGCCGCGGCCGCUCCCACGGCCUCCUGCACUCAUCCGUCCACCCCGAGAGCACCAUGUACCGCAGCGACCGCACCGUCAUCGACAGUAUGUCUAACAGUGACUCUCACAUCCGGAGCAAUACGCUGCAGUCAGAGUUUGCCUCAGCAGAGAUGAGUCUCCACGCCAUCUACAUGCAUGAGCUCCACCUGCAGACCUCCCACCCACAGAGAACUUCGGGGCAGUGGCAGAACCCAGUGCCAAUGAGAGAUCUGCACACAAAUGCUAGUUUCCAGGCUAACAGUGGCCUUGGCGCCAGCAUGUCCAUGCCCACCCCGGUCCACCUCGGUGGCUGGCAAGAGGAGGAAGAGGAGAAUGAAGAUGAUCAGGAGAUUAAUAAUGGAUCUACUCCAAAGCAGAACGCGGGGAGUAGUUGUUGAAGUGCCUUAUGUCAUAAGGUAUAUGCUCUCUUUUAAUCUCUGUCAUAUGACACACGUCUACGAUCUAUGCUUUGUGGUUCUGUUUCCUGUGUGUUGGUCGAACCCAACAACAAACAAUGGCCUUUUAUCCUGCAAGGGAUACAUCGCCAUGAUAAUUUCUCCUCUCUUUCUUUUACUUUUUUUUUUUUUUUUUAAUAAGUGUUUACAUUUUAUUUUCUUCUAUGAACAUUGUGGCCUUAGAUGAUCUUCAUGGAGAAUUUAGCAUGGACCUUUUUAAAGCAUUGCUCAGCGUUUUGUUUUCGGAGGGGCUCGUCGAGUAACCACUGUCUCUGCACCUCCGCGCCUCAUCCUGUCACAUCAAGGCAGACUAUGGCAUCAGGGAAACCAUACGUCUUCCGUCCGAUCCGUGUCGACUUUGUCACAAACGUGUACAGACAAACUUUAAAGUGUAAAGUGACGGAGGGGACACUGUGGUGUGUUCGUGGGAUCACUGUGUGAAAAGGAGUGCAAAAGGCUCAUCUCGACUUCUGCCGAGCCUUCAAGUGUUUGUGCAUUAGAAAGGUUCACUCACAGAGGGACGAUCGGUGCAAACUGUGUCGUAGCUGCCUGAGCAAUUGUGAAAAAGAUUAUUCAAUAUUUCAAGUUGUGCUGUUUGAACCCUGGUGAUUUGUAAAUACACUUUUGCAUCUUAGUUGUCCUUUUUAAAAGUCCACAUUUUUUACUACCAGAGCUUAUCCUUGAAAAUUAUACCAAGUAUUAAUUUGAUAAAGAGGAGCAGGAGUACAGGAGCAGAACUACUAAAACACCAUGUGUACCUGGCUAAAACAUGUCUUUAAUCCAGACACACACAUGCGUUGAUGCUGCUGUCUGUGUUUAGAGGUCCUAAAUACAGGUUUUUACUCAGUAUUACUGUUGGAGCUGAUUCAUUAUAAACGGGACUGAAAUCAUGGGCCCCAAAUACACUUGGCGUCAAAAUCCCAAUGCAGAUAUAAGAUGUCUUUUAAGUCUAUUGAAGCUGGACACAAAGUCAGCUUUAUGCCUUAACACCCAUUUAAUAACAUCCUAGCUUCCGUAUUACCUCAGUGGUGGUGAAGAAAAACUAUUACUCCAAUCAAUACCUCUGCAGUGGGAAUAUAUAUAUAUAUAUACAAUAUGGGGUUCUUUGCAAUGUGCAGAUGCAUCUUUUAACUGCAUUUUGAUUUUAAUGGCGUGUGUAACUGGACUCUGUUCCAUCUUCUGUUGUUAUUUCCUGCCCAGCAGAUGUUUUAAGUUGAGCGUUGAUGUCCCAGAAAAGGUGGGAAGGAAUCUUUUUUUUUUUUUUUUUUUUUAAUUUAAAGAACAAAAUAGGGGGAGUGUACCUGUUGCAAAUUGUUGUGCACUUUAGCCUUUUGUUUGCAUCCUUUUUUCCAAAACUCUCACAUGAUUUAAAAAAAAAAAAAAAGGAACUUUAUCAUAAGGGCUGAUUUGAAAGUUUUAGGGCAGCAGUUCCUCUCAGCGUUGGCUGGAUACUUUCAAAGUAAGAGCAUGAGGAGAGAAAAAAAGCCUUUCCACGGUCUGUAUCAUUUGUUAGCUUUAUUUAUUACCUGUGCCCCCAGAUAUUUAAGUGAUGUUUGUAUUUAUUUGGAAAAAAAUGAUUGUUUUGAGAAAUGAUUUACUUUCAGAAAUUAUUUUCAAUGAAAAAAAAAAAAAAUCUAAGUUCCCCCACAAAAAAUUGUAAAAAAAAAUGUUGCUUUUGAAAUUCUGAAAAAACGAUUUUAUGAAUGCAAAGAUAACAUGGCUAGCUGCAUGAUUUCUAAUGUGAUUCACACUUAAAAUGAAGUGGGACUAAAUCUGCUUGUCGAUUUGGUGCACAAAAACAAAUCUUUCCACCUAUUUUUUAUUGCAUUCUUCAUAGAACAGUAAUA